ACUGACUCACUUUGUUCUCCAAAAAGUAUGGCCACCCGGAAUUCCGUGUCUCAACCAAUCUUGUCAGCCUCACUUUUCCCAGGAGCAGACCAACAAUCCUCCAUAAUGACCUCGACCUUUUGAAACAGACUUUGAAACCGACUUUGAAUUCUCCCGUGAUCAUGUCGACCGACCGCCCUCAAUUGAUGUGAUAUGUGAUGUGGCUUUCCUCGAGCUCCUCCAAGCGCUCUGCUAAAUCGACAUCCUCUCCUCGUCCCACCUCUCCCAAUUCGUCAGCCUCCCGGGCGACAUCACCCGGAUCUGCGCUCGCCGAAGUCCUUCGCAAGAAUCCUUUCCGUGCCGCAUCAAGAGAAUCGGUAGUGAUAGACCAAAAAGAAGAUGAAUCAGUCCAGUUGAACAAGGAUCUGCUGGUACUGGCUGAUUUCUUUCCAGAUGUCAACGUCGAGGUCUUUCGAGAACUUCUGGUGAGAUUCGACGGCGACAGCAGACUUCCCCUUUGCAUCGAACAACUAUACAAGUACAAGACAGAAUGGGCCCGUGGUCGCUGGAGUGUUCCCCCAAGGGACCCUGACCAUGCCAUUCCAGUCGAGGAGCAAUUCCGAACAAAGACUUAUACUGAUGCGGUCAAGCGCACUGUCACUCGAGAAUUCAGCAGCCUCAACACCAGUGCCAUCGAUGCGGUUCUUGCAGAAGUGAAUAACUCUUAUACCAACGCGCGUCCCACGCUACAAAGAUUGGCCAACAAGACUUGGAAGUCGACUUUCACCGGCAUCUUCAGAAAGAGGAAAUCCCUCUCUGAACCCUCGUCGACUCUUCUGGACAAGUCCAAACUUGAAAAUGGCACAGUGCGAUUCCUCGCCACAGGUUGUCCCGAGUUGGAUCAUGAACUGGCACGUUUGUUCUUGGUCGCCCCGCCUCUUCCACUCAGGGGCAGAGAUCAACUUGCAAUUGAUCUGGAAUUGGCAGAAGCCAUCAAUUUACAGGAAGCUGAAGAUGCUGGCGCUCUUUACGAAUGCAAGGUCUGCUACAACGACAUCACUUUUGAGAAUUUGUCUGCCUGUUCACUAGAUGGCCACGUUGUGUGUCUGGACUGUGUGAGAAGAACACUUAAUGAAGCCCUGUUCGGACAAGGCUGGGCUAGGUCUAUCGACGUAGGAAGGGCCACCUUGAAAUGUCUGGCAUCUGAUGACUGUCAAGGAGCCAUUCCUGCGGCCCUCGUCCAAAGAUCGCUUUCCAAAGAGAAAUCUGCGUCUGAAGUCUGGUCCAAGUUCGAAGAGCGCCUUGCCGACCACUCCCUCCAAGCUUCUGCAAUGCCCUUGGCUCGAUGUCCAUAUUGUCCCUACGCCGAAGCCGAUAGAGCCUACCAUGACAGAAGCUACACAUCCACCUUACGAUGGCGCCUGCGCAGGCCGAGGGACAUCAGCACACUUGGCUUCAUUCUCCUGCUUGAAUUAUUACCAGCUUUGCUUUUCGUCAUGAUACCCCUCCUUGUACUGUUUCCAAAGACUUUCACAUCAUUAUUCUACACUGCUCUCGGUCAUCUUGCUCUCCAUCAAAGAACCACUAGGUUUGUUUGUCGACGCGAAUCAUGUGCGCGCAAGUCGUGCCUCGAAUGUCUCAAAACCUGGCACGACCCCCAUAUCUGCCACGAACCCCUCAUCAUCUCAUUAAGGACCACGGUGGAAGCGGCACGGACAGCCGCCGUAAAGCGGACAUGUCCUCGCUGCGCAACCUCUUUUGUCAAGUCGUCAGGUUGUAACAAACUGACCUGUGUCUGUGGGUAUAGCAUGUGCUAUCUCUGCCGAAAGAAUAUCGGCAAGACUGGCGUUGAAGGAGGCGAAGGUUACAGACAUUUCUGUGAACACUUCCGUCCUGUACCCGGACAAAAGUGUCUGGAGUGUGACAAGUGUGAUCUCUACCAUGCAGAGGACGAAGACGCAGAAGUGAGACAGGCAGGGGAAGAGGCCGAGCGACUCUGGCGCGAAAGAGAGGGCAUGGUGGAUGUCAAGGGCCUCGAAGACGCAGUUGGCAAUAUCGCUGGUCAGGAUGACUUCUGGACUCGCCUUCUCAAUGGGAAAUGGUCGGUUCAAGGCACUGUGGAUUGGGUUGUCGAAAGAUGCAUUGUCCUUGAAUCUGAUUGAUUGAUUCGCUGAUCAACAUAAGACUGUACGACAGAUUUGUGCCUACGCUACACACACGCUACAGCUACACGCAAGUAGAGCAAUGAUGAAAUGACAUGACUUGACAUGAUUG
Messenger RNA from Exophiala mesophila, 2253 nucleotides. RefSeq lists its product as uncharacterized. NCBI's taxonomy places the organism in Eukaryota, Fungi, Ascomycota, Eurotiomycetes, Chaetothyriales, Herpotrichiellaceae. The record is from RefSeq and is a predicted model, not a curated record. Bases 198 to 2141 code for a protein of 647 amino acids. The transcript has a single exon.